Messenger RNA from Talaromyces rugulosus, 729 nucleotides. RefSeq lists its product as uncharacterized. Gene Ontology annotation, cellular component: mitochondrion. Lineage: Eukaryota; Fungi; Ascomycota; Eurotiomycetes; Eurotiales; Trichocomaceae. The coding region runs from base 1 to 729 and encodes 242 amino acids. The record is from RefSeq and is a predicted model, not a curated record. The transcript is spliced from 3 exons.
AUGGAGGUGAUGACCGGAGAACGCAAUGGCUUGUUGCAGAAACUUGGAGGGGAUCUGACUGCAGCCGCUCUCUCAACGGUGUUAAUAUCUCCAGGGGUUACAAUAAUCGACAGAGCCUUAGUCGAGAAAGCCUCCCACCACAAGCCUCUGCUUCGAAGCCUACGCUCCCACGCUCGCGAUGCCCUCAAACAUCCGAGGAAAUUUAUCUGUUCCCGUGCCCAUGGCCAAGUCUUUACAUUAUACGCCGCGACAUAUUGUGUGGCCAACACAACUGAGACAAUAACCAAGAAAACACACCCCUCGAUCUCUGAGGGAGUAACGUUCCUCUCUACAUUUCUCGUCAACGUCCCACUCGGCGUCUUGAAAGACGUGCGAUUCGCACAGCUCUUUGGCAUUUCAAAUAAGCUCAAUACUGCCCAAGGCCUACCUGUCCCAAGAAAUACAGGCUCACUGGCCAUAACAGCGACGCUUCUCACAAGGGACGCAAUCACCAUUUACGGAUCGUUUCAGCUCGCACAGCGCUGUUCAGUCAUUAUUCCCGACAGUGUAGCUAGUCACCCGUAUUCCAAAACUAUCAUCACGCAGAUGGUAGUACCAGUUUUAUCCCAGCUCGUUGCAACACCGCUGCAUUUGCUAAGCAUUGAUUUGUACAACCGUCCGAAUGGAGUGCCCUUGAAAAGCAGGCUCAACGUAGUCUGGAGAGAUCUACCAUCAGCAACGGUGCACUGA